Messenger RNA from Dalotia coriaria, 832 nucleotides. RefSeq names its product protein G12. The transcript is spliced from 2 exons. The coding region runs from base 153 to 764 and encodes 203 amino acids. The record is from RefSeq and is a predicted model, not a curated record. NCBI's taxonomy places the organism in Eukaryota, Metazoa, Arthropoda, Insecta, Coleoptera, Staphylinidae.
AUUAUAUCUAUUGGAAAUGAACGGAUAUUAUCAAGUGCACUUAUGAUGUUUAUUAUUGAUUUAUUUCGGAUUCAAAAUUAGUAUAAAUUGAGGAACGACUGAAGCUGAAUUCAGUCUGAGGUUUCCUUCUGAUCGACUAACAUACAACAACCAUGAAAUCCUUUGUCGCUAUCUUCGCCCUUGUGGCUGCCCUUGGCAUGGCUUCUGCCGCCCCAACCCGUGACUUGCAGAGCGAUCUGCAUGAAUUUGUUGAGCUCAUCCCGAUCGCCGAGAUGAGGGAAGUUGCAAAGAGGUACAUUGCUACCGAUGCCGAAGUACAGCGUGCAUUGAAAUACCUUCAGGGACCCGAAUGGGCUGAGCUUGUGCAGAUCGUACAUGAUCAUCCCACUUGGCAGGAAUUCAAGGCUUUCCUUUUGGAGGCUGGUAUUAACAUUGACGACAUCAUUGCCAUGAUCCACGACAUCAUCAGCGGCGCUGGCAAAUCCGCCAAUGUUCACUCUACCCGUGGCAUGAGGGAAUUCAUCGAUGAACUUAAGGCCCUUGUCCCCACUGACAAACUUAUUGCUCUUUUGGGAGACAAACUUUCCAACAGCGCUGAUUUCCAGGAAUUCUGGGUCAAAAUCUCUGGUGACAAAGCUCACAAGAUGUUUGAUGAAAUCCGUGCUCUUCCUGAAGUUCAACGUGUUGCUGAUGUUCUUCGUGAGAUGGGAAUCGACGUUGACAAGGUUCUUGAUGUUAUUUACACUCUGUUCGGCUGGAACUAAGUGAAAAUAUAAAUCUUGCAAUGUUCAUUGUUAACUGAUAAAAAUAAAAUAAUUAAAAAAUAAGAAAA